AUGCCCAACCCCAAUCGUGUCACCGAGAAACUCUUCCAGUCACCGUCAAAGUACAUCCAGGGCCCGUCAGUGAUCCGUAAUGCACCAAAGUACCUCUCAUCCUUUGGAGGCGCACCGUUGCUACUUUGUGAUGAUGUUGUCUUUGGAAUCGCUGGCAAGGAGCUCACUACCGCGCUUGAAGUAGCAAACUUCAAGGUGACACGAGGCAUUUUUGGUGGCGAGGCAUCAAAGGACGAGAUUGCCCGCCUCAGUGCGCUCGGCAAGGAAAAGUCGGUCGACUUCAUCAUCGGGCUUGGAGGUGGCAAGACUGUCGAUAGCGCUAAGGCUAUUGCGGAUGAUCUGGGGCUGAAGGUUGCCGUACUGUCGACGACUGCAUCGACUGAUGCACCUUGCUCUGCCCUCUCUGUUCUUUACCGGCCAAACGGCGAGUUCGAGAACUAUCGGUUCUACUCGAAUAAUCCCUCCAUUGUCCUCGUUGACACGAGCGUUGUCGUUCAGGCCCCCGCACGCUUCCUUGCAUCAGGCAUCGGUGAUGCGCUCGCAACACACCUUGAAGCCAAGGCCGUGCGGAAUAGUCCGAACUUUGGCGGUGGGCUCCCAACCGAGGCUGCUUCAGCAAUCGGCGCGAGGUGCGAGGAGAUUCUAUUCAAAUACGGCCGGCAGGCGGUGGAAGCAAAUAAAGCAAAAGCAGUUACUCCAGCGUUUGAAGCGGUCGUAGAAGCGAAUACCCUUCUUUCUGGCCUGGGCUUCGAGUCUGGUGGUGUUGCUGCGGCGCAUGCUAUUCACAAUGGCCUGACCGCCAUCGACAACCAUACCUUGCAUACUAAGAUGCACGGGGAAAAAGUUGCUUUUGGUAUAGUCUGUCAGCUCAUCCUUGAUGGUGCUCCCACGUCCGAGAUGGACCGUUACAUCUCGUUGUUGGUUUCCGUCGGGCUCCCUACAAUGCUUUCUGAUUUAGGCAUUGGAAAUGCGACUGACGAAGAGUUGAGACGCGUGGCAGCCCUCGCGUGUGCGCCGAACGAGACAAUCUGGAGUAUGGACAGGGUAAUUACAGAAGAGAUCGUGUUCAAUGCAAUCAAGGGGGCAGAUGUGGCGGGAAAAGACUACAAGGUACGCAAUGGUUAUUCCCUGUGA
Molecule: messenger RNA, 1134 nt
Organism: Fibroporia radiculosa
Lineage: Eukaryota; Fungi; Basidiomycota; Agaricomycetes; Polyporales; Fibroporiaceae
Exons: 4
Coding region: 1-1134 (377 amino acids)
Molecular function (GO): metal ion binding; oxidoreductase activity, acting on CH-OH group of donors
Source: RefSeq, a predicted model, not a curated record